This is a messenger RNA of Medicago truncatula (barrel medic), 678 nucleotides long. RefSeq lists its product as uncharacterized. Lineage: Eukaryota; Viridiplantae; Streptophyta; Magnoliopsida; Fabales; Fabaceae. Bases 22 to 282 code for a protein of 86 amino acids. The transcript is spliced from 4 exons. The record is from RefSeq and is a predicted model, not a curated record.
AUAUAUAUAAAGAAGAAGAAAAUGAAAGAAGGAUUAAAGAAGAAGAAGAUGGGUAUAUGCUUUGGUUGCUUCGGUGGUGGUGACAAGCGCAUGACCAAAGAAGAAGAACGAUUAGCCUCUGAAGAAGCGCGUGCUAGAGCUGCUGAAGCCGCUCAGAAAAGACAAGAGGACUUUGAGAAAUCUGCAGCAGGACGAGCUGCACGUGCACAUCAAAAAGGAAUGGCAAAGCAAGCUGCAAACGCAAAUCACGGCGAACCAACUCUAAAGUGGCAGAUGGGUUGAGAUUAGACAAUAAAUUUGUCUGUUUGUAAGAUUGAUAUGUGUUAACGUAGAAAGGAAUAUCAAGUACUUUUGAUCUGACAGAAUGCAAAUGCAUCUUCAUCGAUGUGCCUGAUUGGUUUCUUUUCUUGUGUUACAGUAUCAAUGACAGAUCCAGUCCGAUUCUAUACACAGCGUGCUUCCCUUGUCGGGAAGAUGAUUUACAGGAACUUGAGUGCAAUUGUUUCAUUUGUACAAUUUGUUUUUAUACUAGACAAUGAAAUAUUCUGUUUGUUUGUAAAGAAUCGAUGGUGAAAGAAAAUGGGUAUAUGUUGCUAAGGUAGUUUGACUUUGAAGUUUGACACAUUCUCUUUCUCUUUGUAUGAUAUUAAUUUCAGCAAAACCAUUUUCUUAAAGAAA